CUUCCCACAACAACUGAACCCCUGCCCACAACAACCACAGCUACUGCUACAACAUCCGAAGAACUUCCCACAACAACUGAACCACUGCCCACAACAACCACAUCUGCUCCCACCCCUACAGCAGCUCCCACAACCAUAAUAGCUUCCAUUACUACCAGCACAGCUUCCCCCCCAAAAAACACAGCAACAUUAAUGACAUCUACAGCAGCAGCUACGACAAGUACAGUUGUAGCUACAACCACGACAGAUGCAGCCACAACAACCACAACCACAGCUGCUGCAACAACAAUAACAACAGCUACAGCAACAACACCCAAAACCUCGCCUUCAUCAACCACAGCUGACGAUACAACAACAACAACAAUAGCUACAGCAACAACAUCCAAAACCUCACCCACAACAACCACAGCUGCUCCCACUACAAACACAGCUGCUCCCACAACAACCACAUCUGCACCAACCACAACCACAGCAUCUCCAAUAACAUCUAUAGCAGAGGCUUCAACAAGUACAGCUGAGGCCACAAAAACUAAAAUUGCACCAACAACAACCACUUCAUCUUCCACAACCACAGCAUCUUCAAUAACAUCUAUAGCAGAGGCUUCAACAAGUACAGCUGAGGCCACAAAAACUACAAUUGCACCAACAACAACCACUUCAUCUUCCACAACAACAACAGCUGCUCCCACAAAAACAACUGCUGUUGCUACAACAACAAAAGCUACAGCAACAACAACCAAUAUCCUGCCCACCUCAACCACAUCUGCUCCAACUACAACAGCAGAUUCACCCACAAUAAGCACAAUUGUUCCCACAACAGCAGCAGAUCCACCAACUGAAGUGUUUCCCACAACCACAGCUGCUAUGACAACAAAAGCUGUAUCCACAACAACCACAGCAACUCCAACAACAAUCCCAGCUGCUGCUACAACAACAUUUGUGGCAUCAACACCCAAAACUCUACCCACGACAACCACUGCUGCUCCCACAACAAACUUAGCUGCUCUCGCAACAACCACAUCUUCACAAAUCACAACCAAAGCAACACCAUCUACAGCUGCACAAACAACAACCACAGUUUCUCCCACAACAACCACAGGUGCUCUCACAACCACUGCAAAUCCCACAACAACUUCACUUACAACAACUGCAUAAACAACAACCACAGCCCUGACCACAACUACCACAGCUGCUCCAACAACAAUCACAGAUUCACCCAAAACAAACACAUCUGCUUCCACAACUACAGCAAGUCCCACAACCACAACAACGUCCCUUACAACAACUACAGCUGGUCCCACAACGAUCACAGUAGCACCAAUGAUGUCUACAUCUGGGGCUACAACAAAUACAGCUGCACCCACAACAACUACAGCUUCUCCCACAACAAUCACAGCUUCUCCCACAACCACAACAGCUUCCCUUACAACCACAGCUGUUUCCACAACAACUACCGCUAUCCCCACAACAACAGCUGCACCCAAAACAACCACAGCUGCUCUCACAAUAACCACAGCUGUCCCCACAACAAACACAGCUACUCCCAUAACAACCACAGCUGCUCUCACAAUAACCACAGCUGUCCCCACAACAAACACAGCUACUCCCAUAACAAACACAGCUGAUCAAACAACAACCACAUUUACACAGAUGACAACUACAGCUCCUGUUAAAACAACAGUGGCUCCCACAACAACAGGAGCUCCCACAACAACCACAGUUUCUCCCUCUACAACAACAGCUGCCAUAACAACAACAGCAACAACAAAAGCUUAUGUAACAACCAUCACUACUAGCCCUACCACAAUUACAGCUAACCUCACAACAACCACAGGUGCUCCAACGACCACCACAGCUGCAUCCACAGCUACCACAGCUGCAUCCACAACCACAACAUUUGCACUAACAACAUCCCCAGCUGCUGCUAUGACAACAACAGCCACCCCUACAACAACUACAACUGCUCCCACAACAACCACAGCAGUGCCAACAUCAACCACAGCAGCUCCCACUACACUCACAGCUUCACCAUCGACAACCACAGUUGCUGCAAAGACCACCAACACCCACCACACAACAACCAUAGUUUCAGCCACAACAACCACAGCUGCUGUAACUACCACAGCUACAGCUGCACCAACGUCAACUACAGCUGCUAAGACAACAACAACUGUUUCCCCAACCACCGCAUCCACAAACCCUCCAACGUCAAAUGAAGGUGUACUUAUUCUAAAGUUCCGGUUGAACCGUACGUUUAUGGAAGCCUACAAAGAUUCAAAUUCCUUGGAUUACAUUACUUUGGCGUUAAAUGUCACAACUGAGUUGACUCGAGGAUACAAAAAUGUAUAUCCUGUGAUCUUCCUCAGAUGCAUCAUCAUCAGUUUUUGGUCUGGGUCUGUGGGUGUGACAACCAACUUGAUCUUCACACGCCAGUCUGUGGUCCCUAACGUUACAAAUGUAGAGGACUCCCUCAAGACAUCCAUCAACACGUCCACAGUUUUCUUAGAUGUUAUUCCUGGCAGUAUCAAAGCUGAACUCCGGAACUCGACAACUAAUGCUACGACUACAGCUACGACUACAGCUACGACUACUGCAACCACCACGACAGUCACGCCAGCAGCAACCACAAACACUACAGAGGGUUCAAAUACCUCCAGCAGCGCUAUGGCAAGAAACAGACCUCAAGAAAUGGUCACUAUAUUACUUGCUUCAAUACUGAUCUAUUUCUUCUGAACAAAAUAACUCUAGUACUCAAUUAAACCCAUUAAGCUGAUAAUGUAAUGAAGCUAAUUCUGCCACAAUACCAGAACAUGUAUCAUUGUGAAAUUGUGUGAUGUUCUGCUAUUUAAUAUUUACAUUUUGUUUUAGUAUAUUGCAAUAGCUUAUGAAUAAUGUAAUAUCAUUUAAAUGAAAUUAACCAAUUAAAUUAUGAAAUAAGCAUGUAAACCUUAUUGUCUAUUCUGUCAUCUAUAUUUUUCCUUAUUGUAACCCAACUCCAGCCAUACGUUGUAAUCUUUGGAAAUGGCUUUGAAAACCCUUGAAUAAAUGUUGCCAUAUAAAACCGUAUACCAAUAAACAUGUAUUAACAAAUACCCUUUAGAUAGUAGAUGUAUUGUAAUAACACUGAAAUAAACUCAAAUGAAUCUUA
This is a messenger RNA of Oncorhynchus keta (chum salmon), 3148 nucleotides long. RefSeq names its product mucin-5AC-like. The transcript has 4 exons. The coding region runs from base 1321 to 2733 and encodes 470 amino acids. The record is from RefSeq and is a predicted model, not a curated record. NCBI's taxonomy places the organism in Eukaryota, Metazoa, Chordata, Actinopteri, Salmoniformes, Salmonidae.